AUGCAAACUUCUCCAGCACCAGCACAAGCUUAUUCGUCACCUGACCUCCGCUUCUUAUCUGCCCAUGAUACUGCCUCUGUUGAUGUUGAAGCUCACUCACCCGAGGCCGAGGCCCUCUCUGGAGGCCUGGAGCACAGCGGGACCCUCCAGCGGGACCCUCCAGCGGGGACUCUCCAGCGGGACCCUCCAGCGGGACCCUCCAGCGGGACCUUCCAGCGGGACCCUCCAGCGGGACCCUCCAGCGCGACCCUCCAGCGGGACCCUCCAGCGCGACCCUCCAGCGGGAUCCUCCAGCGGGACCCUCCAGCGCGACCCUCCAGCGGGAUCCUCCAGCGGGACCCUCCAGCGCGACCCUCCAGCGGGAUCCUCCAGCGCGACCCUCCAGCGGGACCCUCCAGCGGGAUCCUCCAGCGGGACCCUCCAGCGGGACCUUCCAGCGGGACCCUCCAGCGGGACCCUCCAGCGCGACCCUCCAGCGGGACUCUCCAGUUGGACUCUCCAGCGGGACUCUCCAGUGGGACUCUCCAGCGGGACUCUCCAGUGGGACUCUCCAGUGGGACUCUCCAGUGGGACUCUCCAGUGGGACUCUCUGACUUUCCAUGA
Messenger RNA from Procambarus clarkii (red swamp crayfish), 603 nucleotides. NCBI's taxonomy places the organism in Eukaryota, Metazoa, Arthropoda, Malacostraca, Decapoda, Cambaridae. The record is from RefSeq and is a predicted model, not a curated record.